Molecule: messenger RNA, 1710 nt
Organism: Striga asiatica
Lineage: Eukaryota; Viridiplantae; Streptophyta; Magnoliopsida; Lamiales; Orobanchaceae
Source: the annotation of a GenBank genome assembly
AUGGCGCCACACACAGACCCUCGCUGCAUCCACGCGCAGGCCGUUACGAGAGGCGUGCUGCCCACUCCCCAGACCCGAGCCUUCUUCAACAACCUCAUCACCCUCUACUCCGCCCACGACCUCAACUCCUCAGCUCUCCGCCUCUUCCGCUCCAUCCCUUGCCCCAACACCGUCACCUGGACCGCCGUCAUCUCCGCCUUCUCCACCUCGCCCCCAGUCGCCUUCGCCCUCUUCCUCUCCAUGCUCCGCCACCCCCGCCGCACCCUCCCCAACGCCCGCACCCUCGCGACCCUACUCAAGACCUGCGCCUCCUCGCCCGGCAGCUCCCUCGGCCAGCAGCUUCAUUCCCUCUCCCACAAGCUCGCCCUGCACCAGGACCCCUACGUGGGCUCGGCCCUCGUUUCCUUCUACUGUAAAGCCCGCGACCCUGACUCCGCGAACAAGGUGUUCGAUGAAAUGUCCGAAACAGACAGGGUUUGCUUCUCGGCCUUAAUUAAUGGGCUAGCCAAGAAUUCAAGGCCCAUUGACGCCCUCCGGCUUUUUUCUGAGAUGAGAAGGCGGGAUGUGCCCUCCACCUUUCACAGUGUAUCCGGCGCUUUAUCUGCUGCUUCCAAGGCAACCUUGCUCGACCAGUGCAUGGCCAUUCAUGGCCACGCAGUUGUAAUCGGGCUGGACUCAGAUGUCUACGUGGGGACUGCGCUGAUUGACAUGUACGGAAAAUGCGGGGUUAUUGAUUAUGCGGGCCAGGUCUUCGACGGGCUUGUCCUGAAUCUGAAUGCUGCAGGCUGGAAUGCAUUAAUCGCAGGCCACGCGCUGCUCGGGAGCCAUGAAAAAGUUGUCGGGCUUUUUCGGUCGAUGGAGGACCUCGGGCUCGAGCCCGACGAGUACACUUUCCUGGCAGUCUUGACGGCUUUCUACAAUGCGGGCUUGGUAAGGGAAACUGAAACGUGGUUGAAUAAGAUGAAGGUAGAGUACGGAAUAGAGGCGAAAAUCGAGCACUACACAUGUCUUGUGGGUGCACUGGGGAGAGCAGGGAGAUUGGAAGAGGCGGAGAGAGUGGCUAUGACUAUGCCUCACGAGCCCGAUGCUGCCAUGUGGCGGGUUUUGCUGUCGAGCUGUGCAACUAACAAAGGAAAUCAUGAAAUUGGCUGGAGAAUGGCAGGGAAACUGUUGGAGAUUGACCCAAACGAUGACUCGGCUUAUGUUAUCCUAGCAAACGUGCUUGCACGUGACGGGAAAUUUGAUGGGGUUAAAGAAGUGUGGCGUAUGAUGAGAGAGAAAGGGGUUCGGAAAGAGGUCGGAAGGAGUUGGGUCGAAGUGCGUGGGAGAUGUCACGUGUUUAUUUCCGGGGACGUGCGGCAUUUUAGAAAAGACGACAUUUUUGCCAAGCUGAAGGAGUUGAUGGUGGGGAUUGAGAAAUUGGGAUAUGUGCCUAAAUGGGAGGGAGCACCGCGUGAGCUGGAGGAGAGAGAGAAGAGGGAGAUUCUUUGGAGCCAUAGCGAGAAAUUGGCGGCGGCCUUUGGGCUGUUGAGUGGGAUUACGCCGCCAGGAAAGCCGCUGAGGAUCACGAAGAAUUUGAGGAUUUGUGGGGAUUGUCAUGAGGCUUUCAAGUACAUGUGUGUGGUGGCAGGUAGAGAGAUCAUAGUGAGGGAUGUUCAUAGGUACCACCGCUUCUUGAAUGGGAGUUGUUGUUGUGGUGAUUCGUGGUAG